GACUGCAGUCGAGAUACACCGACACCACCGAGCCUAACCCCCAACGUCGACGAGGACGAAGACUCCAAGUAGUCUAAAGAUUUUGGCUAGCAGUUGUGACUCACAAGUGAAAGAAGUUAACAUGAAAUCGACAAUUUCGUUGCUGCUGGUUGUCAUCUGCACCGUGGUAUUGGCUGCCCAACAGAGUCAAGCGAAAAAGGGCUGCCAGGCCUAUGGGCAUGUCUGUUACGGCGGCCAUGGCAAACGUUCGCUGAGCUCGGGAGCCGGAGAAUCGGCAACUGCAAGCGGACAGACCGACCAGGAAUAUGGACGUUCGAAUGGUUUGUUGCCCAUGUUGGCAGGCGGCAACGAACAGGCACAGGCAGUGCCCGAGGCUGAAUUUGAUGAUUAUCCCUCUCGUCAGAUACUGUACAAAAUUAUGAAAUCAUGGUUUAACCGUCCACGACGACCGGCUGCUCGGUUAAAUGAACUUGAUUAUCCUUUGACGAAUUCUGGUGAAAUUUUCAACCGAGAUCUUCCAUUGAACUAAGCUCAAAACUUUGCCUUUGGCCUGACUGCAAAUACAUUCUACAACAGCAUCAGCAAUAAUAAUAACAACAGCAACAACAAUAUCUACAACAG
Molecule: messenger RNA, 621 nt
Organism: Drosophila willistoni
Lineage: Eukaryota; Metazoa; Arthropoda; Insecta; Diptera; Drosophilidae
Gene: CCHa2
Product: neuropeptide CCHamide-2
Exons: 4
Coding region: 122-529 (135 amino acids)
Biological process (GO): neuropeptide signaling pathway
Molecular function (GO): neuropeptide hormone activity
Source: RefSeq, a predicted model, not a curated record